This is a messenger RNA of Elephantulus edwardii (Cape elephant shrew), 957 nucleotides long. Its product is annotated as putative olfactory receptor ENSP00000348552-like. Gene Ontology annotation, cellular component: membrane. Gene Ontology annotation, molecular function: olfactory receptor activity; G protein-coupled receptor activity. Lineage: Eukaryota; Metazoa; Chordata; Mammalia; Macroscelidea; Macroscelididae. The transcript has a single exon. The record is from RefSeq and is a predicted model, not a curated record. The coding region runs from base 1 to 957 and encodes 318 amino acids. Gene Ontology annotation, biological process: G protein-coupled receptor signaling pathway.
AUGGAAAGUGCUAACCAGACCUCAUCUGUGACAGAAUUUGUUCUCCUGGGACUCUCAGCUCAUCCUAAACUGGAGAAAACCUUCUUUGUACUCAUCUUCCUGAUGUAUCUAGUGAUCCUGCUGGGCAAUGGUGUCCUUAUUCUGGUGACCGUGUCUGUGUCCCGCCUGCAUACACCCAUGUACUUCUUCCUGGGGAACCUCUCCUUCCUGGACAUCUGCUACACCACCUCCUCAGUCCCCCUCAUCCUUGACAGCUUCCUCACUCCCAGGAAAACCAUCUCCUUCUCAGCCUGUGCAGUGCAGAUGUUUCUCUCCUUUGCCAUGGGCGCCACAGAGUGUGUCCUUCUGGGCAUGAUGGCAUUUGACCGCUACGUGGCCAUCUGCAACCCCCUCAGGUACCCUGUGAUCAUGAGCAAGGCCGCCUAUGUGCCCAUGGCUGCCAGCUGCUGGGCAGCUGGAAGUGCAGCCUCCAUGGUUCAAACCUCUUUGGCGAUGAGGCUCCCCUUCUGUGGGAACAACGUCAUCAACCACUUCACCUGCGAGAUCCUGGCUGUCCUAAAGUUGGCCUGUGCUGACAUCUCCACUAACGUGAUCAGCAUGGGAGUGACAAACGUGAUCUUUCUGGGAGCCCCUGUGCUGCUCAUCUUUGUCUCCUACGUCUUCAUACUCAUCACCAUCCUGAGGAUCCCAUCAGCGGAUGGGAGGAAAAAGGCCUUCUCCACCUGCUCUGCCCACCUCACAGUUGUGGUUGUCUUCUAUGGGACUAUCCUCUUCAUGUAUGGGAAGCCCAAGUCUAAGGACUCCCUGGGGGCUGAUAAACAGGACCUUUCAGACAAGCUCAUCUCCCUCUUCUAUGGUGUAGUGACCCCCAUGCUCAACCCCAUCAUUUAUAGUCUGAGAAACAAGGAUGUGAAGGCUGCUAUGAGGAGUCUGAUAUUUCAGAAACAUAUCACCUAG